AUGUCCGCCCCUCUCCAACAGCGCCCCAGGGCGGCUCUGCAGCCCAGUGAUGUUCUCGUGGCCAUCCAUGACUUCGAUGCAAGAAGCGCCGAUGAGUUGACCCUCCGGAAAACCGACCAAAUCGAGUUGGUCGAGUUGGAUGAUGGCUUCGGUGAUGGUUGGUAUCUUGGGACACAUCUUGGUACAGGAACGACGGGACUGUUUCCUGGAGUGUAUACCGCCAAGCUUCCUCCAAACUUCGCGCCUGUGGGCGCUCCAGCCGUUAGAAGCCCUCAAUUGCUUGCGAGGCCACUCACUGAGCCAAAGAGCGAGCCACUCAAACAAGCCAGUCCGACCACUGACAUCGCUGCCUACCGAACACUUUCCUCGUCCCCACCGCCACAGUCUACUCUGCCUCUGCGAAACUCUGUGCCGUCUUCUCCCACCUCAUAUAUUCAUCGAAGCAUCAGUCAGGCUCUAUCAAGUCGGGGAAGUGGGGAGGAAAGUCCAGUUAUGAACGAGACAUUAAGCGUUAUAAAUGAACACAUUACGGACCUGAGCACGCCACGGCAGAGUCUAGCCCCGCCACAGCCUCUGACUGAGGAUUCUGAGAGUGAGUAUAGCAGCAGCCAUGUCGACCGAGGCUCUUAUGUCGCCGGCCCAGAAACCGAUAGCGAGGAUAUCCCGCGCCCAACGGAAGCUGACGUCAAGCAGUGGGAUGCCAAAGAGACGGCCGAUUACCUGAGAGGCCUAGGUGUCGACUCAAAACAUUGUGACAUAUUUGAGGAACAGGAAAUCACUGGCGACGUCUUGUUAGAAAUGGACCAGUCCUUCAUUCACAUGAAGGAAUUCGAUUUUGGUCUGAUGGGCCGCCGUCUGAAGACCUGGCACAAGGUUCGAGACUUUCAGAAUCAGAUCCGAAAUGGCACAGCGUCGCGCAAGAGCAGCCUCAGGCCAAACGGCCCAAACGAAGAUGUCGCCCGAGUCCAAGUACGAGGGACCACGAUAUUGCCACGGAUCCCUAGUCUGAUGGAAGAACCGAGACUCUCUAUCCGCCAGACGCAGCACGCUUACCCAUAUGUCCAUUUAUCUACCUCACCGCCACCUUCCGAACAGCUCAUGUCGCCAUCCUCGUUUACCCGGCCCCAGCUCGGACGAAGCACCCCCCCCUCGCCGUGGAGGGCUUCGAUGGCUACUGAAUCGCCUACACGACGGUCGGCCUCUUCAAUACGAGAAUCGACCCACUCUCGCCGUCAUUCCUCGAUCGAUUUCGCAAAGCCGGGGCUUCAAGAGCCCUCUGCGCCUGUCGGGGCCACCAGUCUCUCUCCCCCACAUAAGAAAAAUGCAUCGUUCGAUAGAGACUGGUCAAUGAGCAACGCAACCACGGCAAACACUAGCGGAAGCUCCCCAUCGCUCAGACUACACAUCAGCAAUCAGACAGCAAGCGUUGAUCUGGCUGCAGACCCCGGUUUCAACAGCGAGCUUUCGACUUUCGAUCUGGACCGGGGCUAUUUUAGCGGAAAUGAGGUCGACAAUAGAAGGGCGAGGAAUUUGCUAAAGAAGCGAGGAGGCGUGGAAAGUGUAAGCCAUUCCCGCCAAUCAAGCGUGCUCGAUGACUCGUCUAAGGAUGGCCUCGGCAUGAAACGACACUCGCGACUCAGCAGUGUUGAUUCCAUCAGGGGUGCCGCUUCUAUCUCUUCAGCCGCAAAGGCAUAUCACAGUAGAUCAUAUAAAGGACGGUUUCGUUCUGCGAGUGCGAGGAAUCUGACGGUGCAACGCUCGCCAAUUGCGCAGUCUCCCACGGUGACGAAUCUGGAGGAUGACAGUCUAUCAGCUCUAUCCUCACCAAAGGCUGUUAGCGGUUCGGCGUCCCCCGCCGCCAGGGGCCCAGUCCCCUGGACAUCAUCCACAAAGGCGCGGAAGCUGUUGGGUAUGCGAGCGGCAUCUGAGGCUGUUACCGGAACUGAAAAAGAAACUGCCAGUUCGUCAAACAUUACAUCCGACCCAGUAAGGGAGAGCCCUACGGCAUCACCUUCUGGGUCACAAACUCCUUCUGCGACGUCGCGCAGCUUCGAAAUGGACAAUACGGACACGUCUUCGAAAGGUACAACGGAACAGCUGGGCCCGUUAUUGCAUACGAAAACGCCCGUGCGUACUAAUCCCAAGACCAAGCGACAAACGAGCGCCUACACAAGAGGCUUGCUACAAAUAUCGCCUGCGGAAGCACGGAAGCACUGUGACCAUUAUGGUUGGAUGAAGAAAAGAUCUAGCGGCAUUGUGGCACAGUGGAAACCCAGGCUGUUCAUCCUCAGAGGCCGUCGGUUGUCAUACUAUUAUUCAGAGAACGACACUGAGGAAAAAGGCAUUAUCGAUAUAUCAGGGCAUAAGGUUCUUGUCACUAACGCCGACCCCAUCACGUCAUUUCAAGUCUCCAUAACUGGAACAAAAUCUACCCCUUCCAUCGGUGCUACCGGAUCGUCCACCGAGACUUCUCCGAGUGUCACGCGAAACACGAGUGGAGGGUCACCCUUCUAUUUCAAGCUCGUACCUCCCAAAGCAGGCUCUUCGAGAGCGGUGCAGUUCACCAAACCUACGAUUCACGUUUUCCAGGUUGAGAACAUCACCGCUGGAAGGAAAUGGAUGGCCGAGAUUUUGAAAGCCACCAUCGAACAUGACCUAGCAAACUUCGAGACGACAAACCGGCAGAAGACUAUCAGCUUGGCUAAAGCCCGAGCAAGAAAAGAACGCCCCCCGGCCCUGAAAGGCACAGAAGAUAUAGCCGAAUUGGCUGAAAAGCCAACGCCCCAGGAAGAGAAGGGUGAGCAAGACAGUGGUUUGAAUAUAAAAGGGCUGGAAUUCAACGAGUUGGACAUGAAUCUUGAAAUUAGCACAGGCCUGACAAGCGGGACAACAGCACGUCCCGAGGACGACGCGGAACGGAAAAUACAGACAUGA
Messenger RNA from Cladophialophora psammophila CBS 110553, 2934 nucleotides. RefSeq lists its product as uncharacterized. The record is from RefSeq and is a predicted model, not a curated record. Gene Ontology annotation, cellular component: plasma membrane. Gene Ontology annotation, biological process: actin cytoskeleton organization. Bases 1 to 2934 code for a protein of 977 amino acids. The transcript is spliced from 3 exons. NCBI's taxonomy places the organism in Eukaryota, Fungi, Ascomycota, Eurotiomycetes, Chaetothyriales, Herpotrichiellaceae. Gene Ontology annotation, molecular function: protein binding.